UAUAUAUAAAGCGCCAUCGAUAACUGCAAAUUAGUCUUAAAAUCCAUUCGCUGUGUAGCUGUUCGGAUCGUAACGCGGUACAUAGUUUUAAAAAUUAAGUACCAUUAAAAGUGCCAAAUAAUAAUUCUGAGUUGAAAAAUGUUUGCUUUAGUUUUUGCUUUUAUACUUAUAUCAAUCAAUUAUGUUACAGCGGAAAUACCGUCUUAUAUUCAUGUAUGCGGGCGCAGAGAUCCAGAACUUGAUCAAUGUAUUUUGCAAAACAUUGAUAACAUAAAAGAUAAGAUCUGCGAAGGAAUUCCAGAAUUGGACGUUCAACCGAGCAAUCCAUUUGUUCUUGGCGUACUACCCAUCUCUGAUACACAUAAUUCCAAAAUAAUUAUCAAAGAUGCGGUAGUAUCGGGACUUUGCGAUUUUACUAUAAAAUACGCACAUGUAGAUCUUAGUAAACUACAUUUCGAUGUUGAUCUCUUAUUCAGACGAAUCCAAAUGAAUGGUACAUAUGCCAUCGACAUACGUGUACUGGUGCCUAUCGUUCACGGUGGACCGGUUUAUAUCACUACUGAUAAUGUAGAAGCAAAAGUAAAUAUGGACAUGAGAAUAGUAACCAAAAAUAGCAAAAGGUACGUGUAUAUGUCAAAGAUGAAAAUAAACCUUGACAUCAAAGGAUACGACGCUGAAUAUGGAUUGGAAAAUUCGGAAUUGAGCCGAUUGAACCAAAUUAUUAGCAAUUUUAUAGGCAAUAAUCAAAAAGAGGUCAUUGACGUCUUUAAGCCGGCAAUAGAAGAAGUAGUUGUUAAACGAAUUCUCUCGCUUUCCAACAAUAUAGUUAAACAUUUUACGUUUGAAGAGCUUUUCCCCGAUCGAGUAUAAAUUUUUCUAUUGUUACACAAUCAUUACGUUUAUCUUGUGAUCCAC
Messenger RNA from Monomorium pharaonis (pharaoh ant), 915 nucleotides. RefSeq lists its product as uncharacterized. The transcript is spliced from 3 exons. The coding region runs from base 139 to 870 and encodes 243 amino acids. The record is from RefSeq and is a predicted model, not a curated record. Lineage: Eukaryota; Metazoa; Arthropoda; Insecta; Hymenoptera; Formicidae.